GCUCUACAGUUCUUGUCCAAAGCCCACCACUGCAAGGUUCAAGCUGGGGGCUGGGAGAAAGAACCGGGUCUCUUCAAAGAGGUGAUCCAAAGAGCAAUCAAUAUGGGUGAAGUGACCAUUAGUUGCAGUAAGAAGAAGAGUAAUCCAGCAGAAGCUCUUCAGAUAUUGUCCUCCACCCGCCUCAGCCUCAACAGUCUGGCCACCAAAGCUAAGCAAAUGCACACAGAUGUGGCUACAGGUCAGCUCCACGGGGAGCUGCUGGACGGAGUCGCUGCUCUGGAGCAGGUCCUCACCGAGCUGCAGGAGCUGAGCGCCACGCUGCGGGGCCCAUCACAGUGACGCUGGGGGCCCAUCACAGUGACGCUGGGGACCCAUCACAGUGACUCUGCAGGGUCACUCGCUCUGCGGGGUCACUCACAGUGACUCUGUGGCCCUGAAGGCUCCGCAGUAGUAAAGACUGCUCAGAGAGCGACGGAAGCAGCAGUCGUCAGCCCGGUGCAUUGUUGGUCACCUUUAAAUCAAGACUCCUGAGAAUAAUAUCAGUUAAGCCAAAGGUCUGACUUUGUCAUUUUUAUGAUUAUUUCUUUUUAUCUUAAAUGAAAACCAUGACUGUAAGACAUAAAAUAGUAAAAUGUUAUACAUUUUGAAAGUU
Molecule: messenger RNA, 652 nt
Organism: Notothenia coriiceps (black rockcod)
Lineage: Eukaryota; Metazoa; Chordata; Actinopteri; Perciformes; Nototheniidae
Gene: ttc27
Product: tetratricopeptide repeat domain 27
Exons: 3
Source: RefSeq, a predicted model, not a curated record